Molecule: messenger RNA, 1954 nt
Organism: Archocentrus centrarchus (flier cichlid)
Lineage: Eukaryota; Metazoa; Chordata; Actinopteri; Cichliformes; Cichlidae
Gene: sst3b
Product: somatostatin receptor 3
Exons: 3
Coding region: 153-1601 (482 amino acids)
Biological process (GO): neuropeptide signaling pathway
Cellular component (GO): neuron projection; plasma membrane
Molecular function (GO): neuropeptide binding; somatostatin receptor activity
Source: RefSeq, a predicted model, not a curated record
CAGACGGAGAACUGACACCAUCGCGACUCUGCACAGCUUCGACUCAAUGUUUCCUCAGCGCCAAUGAAAAAGAGUGAGAGUGACAGUUGGCUGUUGACCUGUUACUGAUGUGAGCUUUCAACACCCGUUGCAUCAAAGUCCUUAACGCCUCCAUGGAGCUCAUCCAGUUUUCAUUGCUGCCUCAGGAAGUCCCUACAACUAGCUGGAUCAACAGCUCUGUCCUGUCCUACUCCCAUGUCCUGCUCCUCUCUACUCCCUCUGAACCGCUUCACAGCUUCAACCAAGAUGAUGAUUCUUUUCUCUUUAACAGCACCUGUCAAAACUGCACCAAAAGUAAACCCGGAUCCCUCCCUGGUUUGGCUGGAAUCUUCAUCCCACUUAUUUAUGGCAUAGUUUGUGUUGUUGGCUUGGUGGGAAACACUCUGGUCAUCCAUGUUGUUGUCAACUACACAAAACAUGAGUCAGUCACAAACAUCUACAUCCUUAAUCUAGCCAUUGCAGAUGAGCUUUUUAUGCUGGGUCUGCCAUUCCUGGCGGCACAGAACGCGUUGCUCUCGUGGCCUUUCGGCUCUCUGAUGUGCCGUGUUGUUAUGACGGUGGAUGCCAUCAACCAGUUUACCAGCAUCUUUUGUUUAACUGUGAUGUCAGUGGACCGAUACCUGGCUGUGGUGCACCCCAUCCGCUCUUCUUGGUGGCGGCGCCCCCAUGUGGCUAAGACUAUCAGUGGCACAGUUUGGGCGGGGUCCUUUGUAGUGGUGCUGCCGGUGGUGGUGUUUGCAGAUGUGCUGAAGGAUGAUGGAAACUGCAGCAUCGUGUGGCCUGAGCCAGCAGAAGUGUGGAAGACAUCUUUCAUUGUGUACACAUGCACUGUUGGAUUCUUCUGCCCCCUGCUGGUCAUCUGCUUGUGCUACCUGCUGAUCGUCAUCAAGGUCAGAAGUGUUGGGAAACGAGCGCAGGCCACAUCAUCCAGACGCAGGAAGUCGGAGCGUAAAAUCACCAGGAUGGUAGUUGUUGUUGUGGCGGUGUUUAUCUUCUGCUGGCUACCGUUCUAUGUUCUAAACAUUCUCAACCUCCUUGUGGUUCUGCCCGGAGACUUCAGGGGGCUCUAUUUCUUUGUUGUUGUGCUUUCAUAUGCAAACAGCUGUGCCAACCCCAUACUCUAUGGAUUUCUAUCUGACAACUUCAAGAGAGGCUUUAGGAAGGCCCUGUGCCGCGCUUCGCGCAGAGUGAACAACAAUGACAGGACAGGCAUCGAGGUCCAGAGGCCCACAGAGGAGUGGGGUGGCAUUGUACUCCAACAGCAGAUAAGUGAGGGAGCCAACCAUGUGCAUGGGAAAGACUGUAGUAGAAAUGUAGAGGAGGAGGAAAACGGUGGAACAGAAGGUGCAAUACAGAUGAGCGACAUCUGCAAGACAUCACAGAAUGGAAACCAGAGUGGAGUAAAAGAGGGCUCGAGGACACAGGUCGUGCAGAGGGGUAAUCGUGACCAGGGUGCCGCCUUUGAUCCUGCUGAGGGCGUGUCCUCUCUGGCCAGUAAAAGAAGCAGGUCGCCUGAAGAAUUCUUGAACAGAAACUCUGUGCUUGAUAUCAGCUAUCUGUAACAGACACUUCUUUUCAGCGGAGUUUGGUACCUGCCAUCAAUGUGGAGCAUAUUACAGCGAGUAAGUCUUUGAAGUUGGCUGUAAUACCAGUUUACAUUAUGUAACAUCAUCAGUGCUUUUAACCAUUAAAUGAAAGGUUAAAAAUAAUUUAACCACGACAAACCAUAAAAGCAGCCACAGUGAAACCUUAAAGACACAACAAAUUGAGACCGCUGUUUUUAAGUAUCGCUGUUCUUUUCAGUGAGACUGUUACUUUUGAAAUUAGCAACUUCUUGUGCUGAAAUGGCACCCAAUGAAUCAUGCCUGAGUGGGUAAUGACAUGACUAAUGACCCACUGUGGAAUGAAAAAAUGU